GUGUGCUGGCCAAUGGUGAUUCCCCGUCAAAACGUACGUGCUGGGAUGUGAUCCCACAGGCGGCAGCUAGCACAGGGGCUAUGCCGUUGACGCUCGAACAGCUGACCACGCAGUUGAGUGCUGUUCUUGCCCCCGUUACAGGAGGAAUGCGUGCCCUGCAGGAUCGGAUCACUAGCUUGGAGAGUGAGGUGACCAGCAAGGUUGGGUCUGCGCUACAGCUCAUCCAAACCGUGGAUCAGCGCCAGAAGGUGAUGGGGGCACAACUCGAAGAGGUGUGUGGUAAGGUGGAGACGCAAGCAGACUCGGGACCAAGAAGCUACCAUCCAAGAAGUGCUGCGCAGACUCGAGGCCUUGGAGCAAGAAGGGUCUGGAGGCGAAUGCCUGCAACUUCCCCGGAGGAUGACCGAGAUCCGGCAGUCAUUGUCGGCGGAUGGGGGCCAGACACGGAGGCCUUUGUACCGGGCAAACAAAGGGGCUUUGCGGUAGUCCCCUUGUCAUGCGUCGGGAACGAGACUCAUCAAAUGAUGAUGCGGCGCGCUGUCGCGGCAGUGGAGGCCACCAGAAAACUCCAGGCCAAGUCCGGACACAAGGACGCUGACGGUAAGGACAUGAUCGUUUGGGCGGCGGUGUCCCAACCACCUGAGGUUCGGAGAAGGGCGAAGUUGGUGGCCAAGACAAAGCGAGCCGUGCUUGAGAGCUACGAGAAGGCGGGAAAAAGCACAGGGAACCAGGAGCUGACGGUCAAGGCGGAUUACCGGAGAGGCACGCUUCAUCUGGAAGGCCGGAAAAUCGGGGGAUGCUCUCUGCAACCGACAGCUGGCGAGAUAUUGGUUUGCGACCACGGGUGGGUGGACGCUGCCUUGGUGUGCCAGCACACAAAGGAGCCAACGCAGGAGUUCGCUGACCGCUGGCACAAACUA
Messenger RNA from Symbiodinium pilosum, 920 nucleotides. NCBI's taxonomy places the organism in Eukaryota, Dinophyceae, Suessiales, Symbiodiniaceae. The record is from the annotation of a GenBank genome assembly.